This is a messenger RNA of Rubroshorea leprosula, 1561 nucleotides long. The record is from the annotation of a GenBank genome assembly. NCBI's taxonomy places the organism in Eukaryota, Viridiplantae, Streptophyta, Magnoliopsida, Malvales, Dipterocarpaceae.
AAGACUUCCGGAAAACUCGUCAAGAUUCCACUUUUCAAAAACUAACCGACGGUCAAUUCACGACAAUCCCAUUGAGUAACUUCACUUUUCAAUUAGUCAAACACUUUGUACUCCAAGGCGAACUCUGAUUCACACACAUCUCCAUCUCUCCGUUAUUUUCUCCACUCUCAUCUCUUCUGUGAACGAACAAGGAGAUGGAUGAACACGCAAGGGUACAUCCUGAUUGUGUUAAUUCUGCUAAUCCGUACCAUGAAUGUGGUGCAAAUUGUUUAGAAAGAAUUGCCAAAGGCGAAACGCGAAAGGAUAAAAAGAAGUUAGGCUCCAAAAUCCUCGAGGUUUCCCGAUCCUUUGGCAAGAAAAAGAAGGGAUCCUAUUCUGAGCCAACAACCCCAAGACCGCUCAACAAUGUCCCUGUGGAUACUAGGUCACCUCGUUCUCAUUUUUCUAUGAAGAAAGUGGAAUUAGAGAAUGGUGGAUCCUUUUCUUCUUCCGAGCAACAUUCUGAAGAAACUUACUCUCGAAAUCAGUCUUUUGAAAAGGGACCAGUUCAAUCCUCUCGAUUAGUGCCUGCAUCUGAGAAUAUCAUGCCUGCUAGUGCAACCCCAACCAGAGUAAAAGAAGCUGAGAAGAUUCAAGCUUCAUCUCAGGCUGGUCCAGAUCAAAAUGUUGAGGAUGGAAGAGAUGCCACUAAUAGUUCAACCUUUAGUUUCUCAGGCAUUCUCCGAGCUCCAGAAGGCAGUGAUGAGGAAGAGGUCCAGUCUGUAAUCUCAGAUUCAUGUGUGUCGGUUGGAAAAUACCUUGUGCGAUCAAGUGUAUCUUCCACUCUGCAGUCAAUUCUCAACAAGUAUGGGGACAUUGCAGCUAACUGCCAGCUAGAAUCAGCUUCAAUUCGUGCUUAUUACUUAGAGUGCCUGUGCUCCGUGGUUCAAGAGUUGCGCUCUACUUCCUUCCAGCAACUGACAAAAGCAAAACUGAAAGAAAUGUUGGCUGUUCUCAAGGAUGUAGAAUCCGUACAUAUUGAUGUCACCUGGCUGCGUAGCAUACUCAAUGAAUUCUUAGAAGUCAUCGAGCUUGUUACUCAGCGUCACACGAUUGAGACAACAAAAUCCAACCACAAGCGUUCUUUGGAGUCAACAAGGAAAGAACUAGAAUCUCAGUUGGAGGUUUUAGCUCAAAAGGAAAAGGAGGCAGAAGAUGCCAGGGAACGUGUUGCAGAAAUAGAAGCUCGGUUGAGGGUGCUUAAGCUCGAAUGUUCUCAAAUGGACAAGACUAUUUCAUCCAUUAAGUCAACUGUGGAAAAGUUUAAUGGGAAAUCCCUUGUAGAUGAGCUUUUGUAAUGCAUUUGCAAAGCAAAACAUUUCCUCUUGGUAGCUCUUUGUUAUUCUAUGUCUUUUAUUUCAUUUAGGCAUGUAAGUUGAUUAUAUAGGAGCACCAAAUACCUUACUAUAUGCUUGGUUGGCCAGCUUCUUAGAAUAAGAUUGAAGUGGCAAGAAAAUUGCUUCAACCUCAAGUGCUCAUGGGGGUUGUUUAUUUAUGACAUGCAUAAAUGGUUUCAUCUUAU